AUGGGCAACAUUUCCAGUACGAAUAAGAUAUCCGCACAGGAUAGGGCAAUCUUAGAUCUGAAAAACCAACGGGAUAAGCUCCAUCAAUACCAGAAGCGAAUCACUGUUCUCACAGACCGAGAAACUGCCAUAGCCCGGCAAUGUUUAGCCCGUGGGGAUAGGUCACGGGCUCUGUUAGCUCUACGGCGUAAAAAAUAUCAAGAAUCACUCCUUGCCAAAACAGACGCCCAGCUUGAUCAACUAGAGAAAUUGACCGGCAGUGUGGAAUUCGCACUCGUCCAGAAAGAUAUCUUGUUCGGCCUGAAACAAGGCACCCAGGUUCUACAAGCCAUCCACAAAGAAAUGGGAGGUAUAGAAAAGGUAGAAAAGAUGAUGGGCGAAACAGAAGAUGCCAGGGCAUAUCAAGAGGAAAUAAGCCGAAUGCUUGCUGGGCAAAUGUCCAAUCAGGAUGAAGAUGAGGUAGAGGAUGAAUUGGAGAACCUUGAGCGAGUAUUAGGAGUUGCUGUGGAUCUUCCUGAUGUCCCAGUAUCAGAAUUGCCAGAGGAAAUGGAGGAAGACCAAGUUGCCGCUGCAAAGUUACGUGCGCGUGAACGAGCAAAGGCGCGAAAAGCAGCGCCAAUGGCGGCUUGA
Messenger RNA from Ophidiomyces ophidiicola, 630 nucleotides. It is a transcript of the gene VPS20, whose product is annotated as Vacuolar protein sorting-associated protein 20. Gene Ontology annotation, biological process: late endosome to vacuole transport via multivesicular body sorting pathway; vesicle budding from membrane. The coding region runs from base 1 to 630 and encodes 209 amino acids. The transcript has 3 exons. NCBI's taxonomy places the organism in Eukaryota, Fungi, Ascomycota, Eurotiomycetes, Onygenales, Onygenaceae. Gene Ontology annotation, cellular component: ESCRT III complex; multivesicular body. The record is from RefSeq and is a predicted model, not a curated record.